This is a messenger RNA of Malaclemys terrapin pileata, 10748 nucleotides long. RefSeq names its product NIMA related kinase 7 (gene NEK7). The record is from RefSeq and is a predicted model, not a curated record. Lineage: Eukaryota; Metazoa; Chordata; Testudines; Emydidae. Gene Ontology annotation, molecular function: protein kinase activity; ATP binding. Gene Ontology annotation, biological process: protein phosphorylation. Bases 318 to 1226 code for a protein of 302 amino acids. The transcript is spliced from 10 exons.
GGCCGCUCAGCGCAAGGAGGACGGGGUGGGGGCCCGCGCUGAGGAGGAGCCCGGAGCCGGCCCCGCCUCUCUCCCCUCGGGGAUGCCGGGAUGUUUACAGUUCUGGCAGCAGCAGCAGGCUGGGCUGCUACCGCCGCGGCCGCUCGGUUCGCGCACAGGGAGACCCGCAGCGAGCGUCCGGCGCGGCCCGGCCCGGCCCUGACUGGGCUCCUGGGUGCGGAUCUCUCCGCGGAGGCAACGAGGCCGGCUCCGGGCCCCCGGCGCGAGGAGGAGGGAGACCGAGGGCUGUCUGAACAUAAAAAGCUCUGUUUGAUACAAUGGAUGAACAGUCACAAGGCGUGCAAGGGACUCCUGUUCCACAGUUUCAACCACAGAAAGCCUUACGACCUGAUAUGGGCUACAAUACGUUAGCUAACUUCCGAAUAGAAAAGAAGAUCGGCCGUGGACAGUUCAGUGAAGUUUACAGAGCAACUUGCCUUUUGGAUGGGGUACCAGUAGCACUGAAAAAGGUGCAGAUAUUUGAUUUAAUGGAUGCCAAAGCCCGGGCUGACUGCAUCAAAGAAAUAGAUCUUCUUAAGCAACUGAAUCAUCCAAAUGUAAUUAAAUACUAUGCCUCCUUCAUUGAAGACAAUGAGCUAAACAUAGUGUUGGAAUUAGCAGAUGCUGGAGACCUCUCUAGAAUGAUAAAGCAUUUUAAGAAACAGAAGAGGUUGAUUCCUGAAAGGACAGUUUGGAAGUACUUUGUUCAGCUGUGCAGUGCAUUGGAACAUAUGCAUUCUCGUCGUGUCAUGCAUAGAGAUAUAAAGCCAGCUAAUGUGUUCAUUACAGCUACAGGGGUAGUAAAGCUUGGAGAUCUUGGACUUGGACGAUUUUUCAGCUCCAAAACCACAGCUGCACAUUCUUUAGUGGGUACGCCUUAUUACAUGUCUCCAGAGAGAAUACAUGAAAAUGGAUACAACUUCAAAUCUGACAUCUGGUCUCUAGGCUGUCUACUAUAUGAGAUGGCUGCACUGCAGAGUCCCUUUUAUGGUGACAAAAUGAACUUGUACUCUCUGUGCAAGAAGAUAGAACAGUGCGACUAUCCACCUCUUCCUUCAGAUCACUAUUCAGAGGAACUGCGACAAUUAGUUAACAUAUGCAUCAACCCGGAUCCAGAGAGGCGACCAGACAUAGCCUAUGUCUAUGAUGUAGCGAAACGUAUGCAUGCACACACUGCAAGCAGCUAAAUAGACAAAAGAUCAUGAAGAAAAGAACCAGAAAUUUUCAAGUAUUUUUGUGCAAAUCCUCCCACCCCUUUUUCAUCUGUGUUACAUAAAUGUAGUUAUUCAGAACAGACUGAUGUGCUUUGAAUUGUGAACCAGUUUACACACAAGCUUCCUGAGGUGUUUUUUUACCAAUUUGUAGUUUAAAAAUAUAGGUUUAAAUAGUAAAUAAAAAACAGAUUUAAAAUGUAAAGUAUACAAUGGAAAAUAGUGGUUCCUGACAGCUUUAAAAAUAGUGAUUUCAUAUGUAUUUUCAAAUGUAUUUUGUUAAUAACAAAAUUGUAAUCAGUUGGGAGUUCAAUUCUAAAACAACAUAGCACUGCAGUUUUGCACGAUAUGGAUAUUAGGCUUAUUACCUAGAAACAAAAUGUUUGAAUCUUUCUCACUUUUUAUAACUUAUGGAAGUUAUGAAUCAACACAGUUAAUGAGUUUAUUUUAAUUUUUGUUCUACAAGGGAAAUAAUUGUAAGAGAAUUCUUUUCUAUUUUAUAAUGAGUUGUACGUAGUUUGCAGUCCAUCUUCUCAAGAUAAGUGAAGAUGGAAACCAUCUGAUUAGCUGUUUUGAUGAAAUGGCAACUGUUAAAUGUGAAAAAAAAGUUUUUUGGCAAAAUUGUGAGACACUCAAAAAUCUCUGUAACUUGUCCCUUUUCUUUGUGUUAUUGUGGCUUAAAUGAACUCAGAAAAUUGGCUUUAAGGAUUUGGUUUGGCCAGGUUAAACCCCAUACUUGCAAUUUGAUUGGUAUGGCUUGACCUACAUACCUGUGCAGCACUUUGUUGACUUCAGUGGGUCUGUGCACAGUCAGAUCCUAAAACCCUUGCAGCUUCCUUUUGUGGUAAAUGGGGUUCGUCUGCACAGGCACAUGACUGUCUGAACAGGCCUAUUUGAAGGAUGAGGGCCUUACGUUACAACUCCCUAGGGAUUUCUGUUUGUGGUGGUGUUUCUAGAUUUUGUUUUAAAAUCCUUUGGGUGACCUUAUACUACUAUAUUUUGAAUUCCUUCUAAAAAUACUUUUUUAAUCCAAUGCCUAUUGCCCAAAAUACAACUGUGCAUUGUAAUAUUUUCAUAAAAUACCGGGUUUUGUUAUCUACCCUAUCUUUUUAUAUGCUGUAAAAGUUACUUUAGCUUUUGCAUUUAAAGAAAAAAAAAUCAGUGCUGCUUUAUUUGUGCAGUCAGUAUAUUUGUUGAUUAUACUUUAAAAUGGUAUCAUUUCACCAAUAUUUUAUCUGAGUUCGAAAGUAAGUUCAAAAUAUGUUGGUUACACUUAUAUUGGUCACUGUGUAUGCAUGAAUGAUUUAUUUUAUUUGGAAGUGAAAGUAAGUACACACCAAUACAUUGUACCUAUAAAUGCUGAUGAAAAUUGAGGUCUUAAUUUCUCAGAAUUUCAAGACCAUAUUUUUAAACAAACACAUAAAGCUGCCAAAGUGGUUCAUUGCUGCAAGGUUGACAAUGAGAAUUUUAUUGAUACCAGCUUUAUUAUUGAGAUGUAGUUAAUUUAAAUCUUUUUUUGAUACAAAAAGUCAGGAAAAAGUAAAAAUUCAGUACUUACAUGUAAAUAUUGGAUCUGUAUACAUGAAGUUCACGAUGCAUUCAACAUUUAUAACUGUUUUUCCACAUUUCCUUUAUUAAACAAGUUUGCUUAGACAGUAAAAUGAACACUGUGCAGCAAUAGUUCUGUUUCUUUGAUAGGAACCUUCAUUUGAUUUGACAUAAUUUGUAAACAAUAAGAACCCAGCUAUGGAUUUAUAGACAAGUUUCAACACAUAGAAAAGUUUUUAAAUGUUAAGAAAUGACAUCCUAUUGAAAACUAUUUGUUUUCAAAAAUGCAGUAUUUUUUUAUACAUCUGGAACAGAUCCUCAGCUGCUUGAAAUUGGUGUAGCUGCAUUGAUUUAAAUCAGCUGAGAAUCUGUGCUAUGAUUUAAUGACAAAGCUGCUUUGUUGUAGCAUGAAUCCUUGGUUUUUCAUCUAGCUGUUGUGUAUGUAUUGAAUGUAAUCUUUGGGGGCUUCUUUGAGACUACUACGAUGAGUAAAAAUAGUCAUCUGUAAAUGUUGGCAGGAUUGGGCCCACGUCUUGCCUAUCUCUGUCUAGCAACCUUUACAGUGAGCUUCCAUUGAAUAUAUCAAUUAAUUUACUAGUUCUUGGUGACUAUUAUGUUCCAUAAGAUUUGAAAUUAAAUGAAAUAGUUUGUACUAAAACAAGGAACAGAGUAGUAUUUGCUUGACCACCAGCAAUAGCUGUUAGUAUGCAAAAUUAUUCAAGUCAUUCUUUUAAUCUGUUCUGUUUCUGAUAAACAACAUUUACAAGGAUUGAAAAAAGUGUACACAGUGAAGUUAUUUCUAUAAGAUAGUCUAUAUAUUUUAACCUCUAUUUAGGUCAAAUCCGCACAUCACUUUUUCUGAAGAAACUAAUAUUUUAGGCAAAAAUUAUUUCUGGAAGGCUGUACGGUAAGAAAAUUACGGGAAUAGUUGAGUUAGAAAAUGCACUUAAAAAUGCUAAGGCUUUUUUAAAAAAAAUUGAUGAUUUAACCUUAUGUUGAGUAAAAUAAGUAAUUCUUAUUUUAAAAGCAUUAAAAUAAUGGUAUAGAGAUGAUUCAGUUAAAACUUAGGUGUUGCAAACAAUUACCCAAUGAAGAUGAAAAUGCUGGGCAGCCUAGUGUCAUAUAUUGAAGUUUACAAAGGGUAAAUGAAGUUUACUCCUGUUUAAGGGUCAGGUUCUACAACUUACUCACACUAAAUAGUACUUAAUGUAAAUACAUAGAACUACCAUGUAAGUAAAGACUGUAGAAUCUUUCCCUUAAUAAAGUGCCUGACAGCAUAUAAGAAUUAUAAAUAUAGUAAUAAUUAUUACAACCAUUUCUUGAAUGCCUUACCAUUUAAAUAGCUUCUAUUACAAAACACCAUUCUAGUUACCACAUACUGUAGGUAUUGUUAACAUUUACCAUGAUAUUUAUUUUACCAGUUGCAUUAAAUGCUUUUCCUUUUAAAUGAGUAUUACAUUAUAACCAAAAAUGUGUAAUUAUUCUCUGCCUUAUAUUUCAAUAGUACUGUAAUAUUAUUGUCUUCCUUUGUGAAAUACGGUAUUUUGUUGUGCUUUGAACACCCUUGCUGAGAAGUCUGCUCUUGGUCUUAAACUACUUUGCUGUACAAUAUUCUAAUAUAAUAAAACAUGCAAAAAUUAAAUAUAAUGUAAAAAUCAUAGCACUUCCAUGAUAGUUUCUGGAGCCUUUCCUGUUACAGAUAGGUAACAUCUAGUAAUAUACAUAUCUUGUGAAUAAUCUAUUACUGCCAGUAAUUGAUUAUAGAUGAGAGUUAUUGAAUGGUGCAAGAGAAAGUUUUAAAAUCUUUAUAACAUAUAUCAAAAGUGCAUAAAAUAUUACAGCAGGCAUGUUCAUGAUUGCACAAAUGUAAUGCUUUUAGGUAAUACUUUUAAAAGAGUAUUUUUAAAUUAAAAUGAGGGUGUAUCUGAAAAUCAUAAAAAUAAGUAUAUAUAUAUCAUAAAAAAGCAUGAAAGCCCCAAUCCUGCAAGCUACUGCAUGUGGGUGGACCCUUCUCCCUUCAUGGAGUUCCAUUGAUUUCAGUGGGCUGCUUGUGCACACAGGUUGAGUAAAUAGUAACUACUGUACAGUGUAUGCAAAUGAGUUCUGUUUAUUCAACAUACCAAUUAGACCUUUAUCUUUCACUGUUCUGUAUUGCAAAUUACUGUGCUUUAUUUCUUUUCUGUACAGUUCAGUUGUUCAGAUAGUAAUAAGAUUAGUAGUCUGAUCAUUUGACUGUUUCUUUUUAAUGGAUAGGAAUUUUACAAAAUAUGGCAGAUGUAUAAAAAAAAAUUAAGUGUCUGAGAAGGCUUGUGUUUCAUUAAUGUACUAAAGCCCUAAAAGGUAAAAGACUUGGUAGCUGCUUGAAAGUGGGGGAGGUCGUGGUACUGCCUGUGCCCAGUGUGGUUUUCUGCAGCAAUCCCCCACCCCACAAUCUCCACCUUUGUUGCUGCAAAGUAUUGUUGUAUUAGGGUCAAGGCAAAAAAAAAAAAAAGAAAAAAGGCGAGGGUGCUGAGUGGAGAGUACUGUGAUUUACAGAGCUGGGUUAGCAGGCUCUGGAAGUGAAUUCAGGAAGGCUCAUAAUUUACUUGUUGAACUUGAGUGUAUCUGUCAGAAAAGCAUCCAGUUUUGAUUUAAAAAUUGCCAGUGAUGGAGUAUCCACCAGGAUCCUUGUUAAAUUGUUCAAAUGGUUAAUUACUGUCUCAGUUAAAACUUUACAUCUUAUUUCUAGUCUGAAUUUGUCUAGUUUCAACUUCCACCCAUUGGAUUUUGUUAAACCUUUGUCUGGUAGAUUAAAGAGCCCUCUAUUAUCAAUUUCUGUUCCCCCACAGGGCCUUAUACACUGUGAUUAAAUGACCCCUUAAUGUUCUCUGUGAUUAAAUUAAAUAGAUGGAACUCGUUUAGAGUGAGGGGACGGACUGUAAGUUCUUGAAAUGUGGGGACUGGUGCUAGUUUGGGAGAUAGGCUUCUGGGUGGUCAAUUUUAGAUCACUGAUCUUUCCAUUACUUGUAACUCUCGUAUAACAAUCAGUAUCCUAGGCCAAUCCAACCACUUCUAAUCCCUAUAUCUAAUCAGUGAGGAAGUUUCAUAUUCCUAAACUCCAAUCUUUGUGGGUUUGUCAAUGAGCCCAAAUGUGUGGCUGCCCAAACCUUGCUUCCAGAUCACCCUGCAAAGCUGAGAUCCUGUGUUUAAAAAACAAAACAAAAGCAAACAAAAAAUGGGGCGGGGGAGAACAGGGGGACAUAAAGGCACACUGGCUAUUCACAAUGGUUUACUUUUUAUUUAUUAUAGAUUUUGAACAUGCAGUAAGUAUGGAUCUCCCAAGCCUCAAUCUGGGCCCUUUCCUGAACCAUGUCCUACUUCUCUUUUGCCUGUUCCAUUUUAUGCUCAUCCCUGAGGUACUACUGCAAAUAUUAUUCUACUCCCUCCCACUCCCCGCAUUCCCCUUGAUUUCAUAUCUCCUGCUUCUUCCUGAAGUCUGGCACAAUCUCCAAAAAUAUCACUGUGAUCAUUACCUGCCACUCUUUCCGUCUCCUUGUACUCAAUGAGACAUGGCUUUCCGCUGAUGACUUCGCUUCUCCUCUCACCCUUCUCCAAACAGAGACAUAGGUGUCCCCAGACUCCAUCUUUCAUCCUGUUGUCUCUUCCAACCCCUGCUUGUUUUGAAGUCCACUACAUCUAGUUCUUCUCUUCCAUGUCCCUCCAAGUGGCCAAUAUCUGUUGCAUCCCUAGCUAAUCCUGGUUUCUCCAUGACUUUGCUAAACUCCCUUCCUUCCUGACUCCUCAAUCUCUACUGUCCUCCUGGGAAAUUUCUAUUUUCAUAUUGAUAACCAGUCUGACUCCACUCUCUGUUACUUCCUUUGUCUAACCACUUUCUUUGAUUUUUAGCUUUGGACAGACUUUCUCACUGUCUCAAUCACUCCUGUGACCUUGUCUUUACUAAAUUCUGUUCUCUUCAUUAUCGCAUUUCUGAAUUCCUUCUCUCUGAUCACCACCUGCUUUCUUUCAGCAUCUCUGUCUUCAUCUCUCCUCUACUCUGUCACUCACCCCUUUUGUGAUCACCGGUCUAUUAACCUUUCUGACAUCUCUACUACUCUCAGCCACCUUCUUCGCUCCUUGACCUCCCUCCUGUCGACUUAGUGAUCUAUUUUCAUCUGUAACUUCUCUUCUACAUGUGGCUACUUAAGUGCUUUCUUGCACCACUCUGUUUGCCCAUUUGCUCCCCAGACUUUCUCUCCCCCACAUUCACUACCUCCAUUCCUGGUUCUUCACUUCUGAGCACCCGUGGAGAAUGUGUCAGGACUUUACCAACUUUGUCCACUGCAAGUUCAUCCAUUCUUCACUUAGAUCUGCCAUAUUCUUUUCUGGGCUCUUUUAUUUCUCCUCCUAUAGAGACUUAUACCGCCAAUGCUCUCCCAUUCUUUUCUAUAUUCAGUUUCUUCCUUAAAUCUUCCACUUUUCCCCUGCAACAAAUACCCUCUAAUCCUUCUCUGUCCAAAAUCUAGUCACCCUCUUCACAAAUAAAUGACAUUACCGGGCAAAAUGUCUUCUCUGCUUUUCCCUUGAAUUCUUUCACCUACUCCUUCACUCCAGUUUUUGAGUCUAAGGCUAUGUCUACACUAUUGUGUUAAGUCACCCUAAGUUACGCUACUCCAGUUACGUGAAUAAUGUAGCUGGAGACGACAUAGCUUAGGUCAACUUACUGUGGUGUCUACACCACGCUGGGUCAAUGGGAUACUCUCUCCCAUCGACUUACCUUACUCCUCUCAUUCCUGGUGGAGUACUGGAGUCAACCAGAGAGGGCUCAGCCAUCGAUUUAGUGGGUCUUCACUAGACCUGUUAAAUUGACCCCCUGAGUGUUGAUCACAGCAGCGUUGAUCCCACGGUAGUGUAGACAUGGCCUGAGGCAGCUCUUCUACUAACCUAUCAAUCUGCUCUAUUUACCUCAUAUCUUCACUUAGGUAAUUGUCAUUUGUCCCCCCCCACCCUUCAUUUAUCUUUCCCUUACCUUUUGCCCUCUCUCAUAUGAUUCAUUUUCCUUCACAUACAAACAUUUCCCCUAUUUUGGGGAAUAUUUUUCCCCAUAAUUCCACUUGAUUCUCUAUCUUCUCUUCCACUUCUUUCUCUCAUCCACUUUUUUUUUUUGACAUUUCAUAUUUGUCUCUAGCUUUCCCCCCUCUGUUCAUCCAUUUUCAUGAUUUUUGACUUAACAUUUUAAUGUGGGAGCCCCAAAAACUACCACUCUCCCCUGAUCUCUUUCCAGUUCUGCAUCUCAAGCAGACUCUGUGACAGCACUAGGAUGUCCAGCCACCAUCUCAAACUUAUUCAUUCCAAAAUUUAAUUUCUUUCCUCCUAACCCUGUCAACAUUUUCUGUCUCCAUGGGCCACAACCUUGGUAUCAUCUUUGAUUCUUCUCUUGUCCCACUGCCCAAUAGUCUAUCACCUUGUCCCCUUCAGUAACAUCACACUCCACUCUCCCCUCACUAUCCAGGCUUGAAGACCCUGUCCAGGCCUUAUUGUAACAUCUUUAUAUGUGAUUUGGUUCCUUUCUCCUACUUCCAAUGUAUCCCAAAUGCCAUAGCUGAAAUACAGUCCUGGAACCUUAACGUUUAUCUAACUCUGAAGGGGGAAUUCCAUUGGGUUCCUGUAAAAACCUCCCUUUCUGCAGAAUUGGUGGCAUUUUAAGAGUACAAGGCUAUAACUCCCCAAAUCCUCCUUGCAUCUUUUUGUUUUACUGUUCUAUCUACUUCAAAUUCAGGCUUUUUGUUCUACGUAGCCUUACCCUAUGUAGCCUUAUGAUUUUGUUCCACCUUAUUUUCUCCUGCACACCCUCUUGCUUGCUAUGUUCUUCUAGUCUUAGGGUCUUGAUUUCAGUGGGACUACUCGUGCUUAAAAUGAGAAUGUGCUUCUGUGCUUUGUUCGAUCAAUGCAAAAUGUUCAGCAUCUUGCAGGAUGGACUCGUUAGUGCUUCAAUUUUCUUUCUUCCAUUCUUAUCCCUGCUCCUUCUAUUAUGCAGUUUCCUGUGCCUAGAAUAGUUUCCCCAAUGAUCUCUUUCCUUCAAGUUCCUUUUUAAAGCCCACCCUUUCCACUCCUGUUUCCUUGAGUAUUCACUACCCUCUUACUUACCUGAACUGUUGUUCCUUCUUUUCUCUUGUGUUUAUCAUGUCUAACUUAGAGUGAAAGCUCUUCAGGGCAGAGAGCGUAAAACACUCUGUAAACUUAUGGUGCUGUAUGUCACUUCUAAUAAUUAUAAUAUCUGUCUUUUGGAAUUCAAGAGUAGUCACAUCUUUUCCUGCAUUCUGCAGUGCCUGAGAGCAACAGGCACAGAAUGUGUUAUUGCUCUUCACCAAAACCGAGAGGUUGUUUUUUGAGAGCAUAAUAUGGAGCUGAGUUUCAGAUUUUGUUUAUUUCAGUAUGUGUAUAUACAAUGAAUAAAUUACCCCCUUCCCUCAGUAGUAUCCAUUUGUACCAGAAGAUUUUCUUACAGUGGAUCAGUUAACUAUUAGACCAAAGAAUGUUUUCAUAUAUAUAUACCUUCAGUUUUUUACUUGUCUGCUAUGAAGAAGAGUUUUAUAAGAUUACCUGCCAAUUCUGAAUUCAUUUUUCUAAAACUGGUUUGUAAUGUCUAUAGGCCUAUUAACAAUCCUAUUUCACAUCAGGAAAUGAAAGGGUAAGGCAAAUUCUGUCUGCCACUUUGGAGGCAUAAAGGGGCCUCAGACAGAACAGAAACAGCCCCCAGAUAAUGGCCCAAGUACAGUGGCAUGAGUGUCCCUGCAGCAUUCUCUCUCACACACACCCCGCAACACACCGUGUAGGGCAGCUGUUCCUAAACUUUUUGCUGGCACAACCCCAUUUUUAUGAAUUGCUUCCUUCCAGGACCCCAGAUAGCAUCAAGGAUGCUAUUUUGAAGACCAAAAUGGCAUUCUCACAGCGUGACCUCAUGUCACUGUAUGGAGGAUGCGACUUUGUAGGGAAAAAUGGUGUCCGCUGCACAGCAUGACUUACAUGCACAGUAUGUGUGAGGCCACACCACGUGGAGCAUGCCAUUUUGCUCUACAAAAUGUUGUCCUCCACACAGUCAUGCUGCUAAAAUGCACGCUAGGGUUGCUGCGACCCCAUCUACUGAUGCAUGAUCCCAUUUAGGGUUGCAACCCACAGUUUGGGAACCACUGGUGUAGGGGCAUCCCAGGGAUGUGAGAGGUGGUUGCCAGAGCACAGUGAUGAUCUGGCCAGGGUCUUCUGCGCUGCACAGAAGCACACCAUACCGACGCACACCGUUGAGCACACCACAGAACCUGUUCCUCAGCAUUUUUAGAGCUACUAGCAAAGCCCAAAAUUAGUUGAAUCUUGAGGUUAUUGUGUUAAAUGCUUUUCCUACUUGUGUUGUGGCAAGACACCAUUGGGAUCUAAUCUCAAUUUAAUUAUUGGCUGAUUAAAAUGAUGAUAUAAGGUCUUGGUAUAGCUAAUCUAUCAAAAAUCAGUGAUUUUUUUUGCAGGUGGGAAUUCUAAAACAAUGGAAAAAAUCCCUGUGUGCCUGAAAUAUACUGUAUGGACACUCUUCUGCACAUGUUUUCAUUGAUCAUCUAACAUUGCAGUUAUACUUUUGUUCCAUUGGAACUACAAGUAGCAUAAAAAUGAUAUUAGCAACAGGACUGCAUUUCCCUGUUUUAGGGAGGUUGGUUUUUGUUUUGUUGCUGCUUAUUUUUGACUUCUGAUUUGUUUAUAUGUUGCUAAUAUUGUAAUAAGAUGUGAGACAAGCACCAAUAUUAAUGAAGUGUCCCAGAUAUUUUAUUAUUUUCUGAAACAAUUGUUUGUCGAACCUAAUGGUAAACUGUAUGAGUGCUCACAUAGGGCUACUGUAUACCGUAUGACAUGUGUAGUGUGUUCAUUUACCACCUGAGUGUAAAAUUAAAUGUUACCAAUAAAUUUACCGAAAAGGUAAAAAUGACAGUC